AUGUCGUAUGCUUUUGAUAAUGAUGAAUUUUCACAUUAUUAUGAUAGGUUUGUUGUUGAACAUGUUCCACGUGAUAUUUUCUGGACGGAUACAGUAAAAGAUGUAUAUGCUGAAAUCAUACGGCAGACAUUUAUUGAUAAUCAACAAACAACUGUUGUUGAAUUAGGUUGUGGAACUGGUGAAAAUUUACUCGAACUUCAAAAUUAUUUUCCAAAUAAAAAUCUUAAAUUUAUCGGCAUUGACCAUUCACAAGCUAUGUUAAAUCGUGCUAAGGAAAAGUUGAAUAAUAAAAUUGAAUUGUUACAUGGUAGUUUAACAGAUUUUGCUCAAUGUUUACAAACAAAACCAGUCGAUUGUAUACUCUUGCCUGCCGGUACAUUUCAUCAUUUAAUUACUGAUCACGAACGGCAAGACUUAGUAAAUAAUAUUCAACAAACGCUUCGCCAUGAAACUGGACUUUUUGCUAUUUAUUUAUUUGCUGAUUCGUUAAUACGUACAGAAGCAAUCGAGAGUGCAACAAAUACGGAAGAUAAAUUCAAACUUAUUUCAGUUGAAAAUACUCAAGAAAAUGAUAACGAAUGGAUAUGUAAGCAAAUAUUUGAAUUUAAUGUUCCCCCAAAAAUUCAAUUAUCAUGGCAAUUACGUACGUGUUCAAUAGUUAAACUGAUUCGUUUAUUUAUUUCGAAUAACUUUGAAAUUCUAUUUUGUUGCGUGAAUGGAAAAGAGCUUCUACCGUAUAAUGAAAAUAUUUCAUAUUCUUUAACGAAUAACUCGACACCAGUAAUUAUCGUUUUUCGUACAAGAAAAAAUACAAACUAG
Molecule: messenger RNA, 819 nt
Organism: Rotaria socialis
Lineage: Eukaryota; Metazoa; Rotifera; Eurotatoria; Philodinida; Philodinidae
Source: the annotation of a GenBank genome assembly